GUUGAAUUCACUCAGUUUUACCCACAAGCAGGAUGGGUGGAACACGACCCAAUGGAGAUUGUAGAGAGUGUGAGGAUCUGUAUGGCAAAGGCUCUUGAUAAGGCUACUGCUGAUGGACAUAACGUGGAUAGUGGACUCAAAGCUAUUGGGCUUACAAAUCAGCGAGAGACCACUGUUGUGUGGAGCAAAUCCACAGGGCUACCUCUUUACAACGCCAUUGUUUGGAUGGAUGUCCGUACGAGUUCUAUUUGCAGAAAAUUGGAGAAAGAAUUGCCAGGGGGACGGACUCAUUUUGUUGAGAGUUGUGGUUUGCCUAUAAGCACUUACUUCAGUGCAUUGAAGCUUUUGUGGCUGUUGGAUAAUGUGGAUGGGUUGAGUGAAGCUGUUAAAAAAGGGGAUGCCGUGUUUGGAACUAUAGACACCUGGUUAAUUUGGAACCUUACAGGAGGUGUGGAGAACGGUUUACAUGUCACUGAUGUCUCCAAUGCAUCGAGAACUAUGCUGAUGAAUCUUAAAACCCUUGACUGGGAUAAAUCCACACUUGACACCUUAGGAAUUCCUGCGAAUAUUUUGCCAAAAAUUAUUAGCAAUUCUGAGAUUAUUGGCAACAUUACUAAAGGAUGGCCAAUCACAGGAAUCCCUAUCGCGGGAUGUCUUGGUGAUCAACAUGCAGCAAUGGUUGGUCAAUCUUGCCGGAAAGGUGAGGCCAAAAGCACCUAUGGAACCGGAGCUUUCAUUCUUCUGAACACAGGUGAAGAGAUGAUUAAGUCAAAUCAUGGGCUGCUAAGCACAGUAGCCUACAAGCUGGGGCCAAAAGCACCUGUCAAUUAUGCUUUAGAAGGCUCCAUUGCCAUUGCUGGUGCUGCUGUUCAGUGGCUUAGGGACAGUCUUGGCAUUAUCAGCUCCGCUAACGAAAUCGAGGAUUUGGCAUCAAAAGUUACCUCAACCGGAGGAGUGUAUUUCGUUCCAGCAUUUAAUGGAUUGUUUGCUCCAUGGUGGCGUGAUGACGCUCGGGGGAUUUGUGUUGGUAUAACUAGAUUUACCAACAAGUCUCACAUUGCUCGGGCUGUACUUGAAAGCAUGUGCUUUCAGGUAAAAGAUGUGCUUGAUUCCAUGCACAAGGAUGCUGCACAGAAAAGUGAUGGUAAGACUGAAGGGACGGAAUUCUUACUCCGUGUAGAUGGUGGCGCUACAGUCAACAACCUUUUGAUGCAAAUUCAGGCUGACUUGUUGGGUAGUCCGGUUGUAAGACCAGCUGAUAUAGAAACAACAGCUCUUGGGGCAGCCUAUGCUGCUGGAUUAGCAGUUGGAGUCUAUACGCAGGAUGAGAUAUUUUCUUCAGGGGAAAAGAUGAAGAAAGCGACUACAUUCAAACCCGUGUUAGAAGAAGAAUUGAGGAAGAAGAAGGUGGAUUCUUGGUGCUUAGCUGUUUCAAGAUCGUUUGACCUGGCUGAUUUAUCUCUAUAA
Molecule: messenger RNA, 1467 nt
Organism: Nicotiana tabacum (common tobacco)
Lineage: Eukaryota; Viridiplantae; Streptophyta; Magnoliopsida; Solanales; Solanaceae
Product: glycerol kinase-like
Biological process (GO): glycerol metabolic process; phosphorylation; triglyceride metabolic process
Cellular component (GO): mitochondrion
Molecular function (GO): glycerol kinase activity
Source: RefSeq, a predicted model, not a curated record